UCAGGGAGGGUAGUUUGGUGGAUUGGAAAAAAGUCAGUUUGUAGUAGACUCCGGAAUCAGGUGAAGCAUGCAGGCUGUAACGGUCCUGUGCACGUGCCUGUUGCUGACUUUGGUCAACGCCGAGCUGCUGAAGAAUGGAGACUUUGAGGCUGGCACCGCCUCCUGGAACCAGUGCUGGGGCUUCGUCUGUAAACUGACUGCAUCACAUGAUACCCGCUUUGGUAAACAGUAUCUGAGUGUAACCAACAGGACGGCGAGUUGGAUGGGUCCAGGCCAGGGCAUCCAGGUGACCCCCGGCAAGGACUACCGCGUGCAGAGCUACAUCAAGAUCCUCAACGACCUUCCCGGUAAACUGGGGCAGAGGAUCGAGCUGGAGGUCAGCUUUGACUUUCCAGACGGCACCAAGAACUACGUUAACGCAGCUGUGCGGCCACUGGCCCGGACAUCAGACGGCUGGUUUCUACUCCGCGGCGACUUCCAAGCUCCCAGCAAACGAGUUGCCAGCACGACCUUCUAUUUUCAAGGCCCUGAUCCAGGUGUGGGGUUCGCUGUCGACCAGGCCUCGGUCACAGAAAUAACCUCUGACCCCAACUGGCGGGCGAAGACAGACGACGUCAUCAACAGACUCCGCAAGAGCGACAUCAACGUGCAGGUGACAGCUGCGAGUGGUGUCUCACCUGCAGAUGUUAAAAUACAGAUCGUACAAACCCGCAAGUCCUAUCCAUUCGGCAUGGGUGGCUUGAGCUCGUGGAAGUACGUGGAUCCCGCCGAAGACGCGUAUAGAGACUGGGUGCACAAGCACUUCAACUGGGCCACACCCGGGAACAUGCUCAAGUGGCGGCAGUUGGACUGGCAUUCUUCAGGGGAUUCCGUUCCACGUAUUCUACAAACUCUUAAAGGACUGAAGAGCCAUAACAUCAAGGUUCGUGCUCACAACAUGGUGUGGUCUGUGUCCGACUUCAUCCCUCUCUCCAUUAAGGCGCUCAGUGGCGACGCGCUGCGUAAAGCCGUGCAGCAACACAUCACCUACACCUGCAACCUCACCCGCGGCCUGGUGGAACACUGGGAUGUCAACAACGAAAACCUACAUGGACAGUGGUUCCAGGAGGUCCAAGACAUAGACUAUGACCUGGAACUUUUCCGCAUGGUUCACGCUGCUGACCCGGAUGUUAAACUUUUUCUCAACGACUACAACGUGGUUGCUCAAGGCGCAGCUACUGAUGCCUUCUUGGCUCAGGGUCUGAAGUUCAAAGCCGCUAACGUCGGUUUGUACGGCAUGGGAGUCCAAGUACACUUCCUGAAAGGCCAGGAGCCAAGCCCCACUCUAGUGAAGGAGCGCCUGGACACCCUGGCAAAGGUAGGUGUACCCCUGUGGGUGACGGAGCUCAGCGCUCAGGACGAUGACCCCAACCGUGAAGCUGACUUUUACGAACGUGGCCUGCGCGCCCUGUAUGGACACCCGGCUGUGGAGGGCAUCGUGUUCUGGGAGUUCGAGGGCUACAAAGAGGCCGCUGAUGGUACUAAGCAGUUGACCCCAUCAGCUGUGCGCGUGCUGGACCUGCUGGAGAAGCAGUGGAUGACCAACGACACCCGGCCGCUCGCCGCCGCCUCCUCCCAGUACACAGUUCGCGGUUUCCAUGGUGACUACGAGCUGCGCGUGGUGUACAAAGGUCAGGAACUGACCAACCUGCGCAGACUUUCACCUUGGGCACCGAUGCCAAGAAUGUCUCUGUCAAUGUGCAAGCAUAGUACACACGCGUUUGACUGUAACAUCUGAAAAAAAUAUUA
Molecule: messenger RNA, 1788 nt
Organism: Pomacea canaliculata
Lineage: Eukaryota; Metazoa; Mollusca; Gastropoda; Architaenioglossa; Ampullariidae
Product: anti-sigma-I factor RsgI6-like
Biological process (GO): carbohydrate metabolic process
Molecular function (GO): hydrolase activity, hydrolyzing O-glycosyl compounds
Source: RefSeq, a predicted model, not a curated record